UGUUGUAUUAUUUUAUCGGGGUGCACUUGAAUUUUGUUGCACAUCGUGUGAAGAAAUUGAAUCAGAGUCAUCGGCGCCAAAUACGCCAAACGAUCAAGUUUCACGUUCAGUACCGGCGCAGAACAAUAAUAUUCCAUCAUAUUCAAGCUCUGCCUAUCAGUAAUCGAUAUUUUGGCCCAAGACCAUAUGCAAUGCGUGAUGCGGACAAGCAAACGGAUACAAAAAAUCCCGAUCUCACCAAAUUGAUCAGCUAUGAGAAGGACUAAGUAUCCAUAGUACAAACAGCGGUCAUCAUACCUCAGAUGGUAUUAAAAAUCGUAAAAUUGAUGACGGUUCAACACUUGAUAAAUAUCAUUUAAGUAUGACAAAUUAUCAACCAAUGAUGAUAUGGAUUUGAAUAAAUCGUACACAAGCACCAAAUCAUUUUCAUUUCACUGUUGAUGAUGCGAUCGAAACUGUGCGUAAAUUCCGUUUUUCGGUGAAAAGUGAAGAGCGGAAAUCGAAGAGCACAUCAAUGUACUGGCCACCAUGUUGAGUCCACUCUACAAAACACUCACACCAAAAGCAUAUGAAAACAAGGCACCUGGCUGUCGGGUGAGAUUAAAAGUGUUACCACAUGUUUGGACUUUUGUGAUCAUGCACAUCGCGAUUUGCAUCGUUCAGGUGGGCUUAUUAAAACCAAAACCAAAACCACCCGGAAUGUCACUUGAUGAUGAACAAUUGCAUAUUUUACCGUUAUAUGUAAUGGACACAACCGAUGAAUUCGAGAGUGCUGAUGUGCUCGAGAAUUUCCGCAGAUUUCCAUGUAAAGUUCGUGUUCGUGCGACUGCAUUGUUGCCUUGUCGUCAACAUGGCAAAAAGCAUAAGGAAAAAUGCAACUAGAGUCAGUCAAAAGUGAAAAAGUGACCGUUCAGACUGUACGACAACACAAGUAACCAUUGGAUGGAGAUGGAAGAGUCAAUAAGUAACACUAAUAAUCCAGAACCGGCGUCGAGUCAAAAAUCGAAUGAUCGUAAAUGUGUUCGUAAGGAAAAGACUACUGAGCCAGCGAAGGGUAAAACGGUGCAUUCGUUAAAGCCACCAGGUCAAUCGGAUGGUGCAUCUUCGGAAAGAAACGAAAUUCUUGGUCUUGGCUAUUUUGGUUGCUGCUGUCAGUGCUGAAGUCACUGACGUGUUGAACAAAAAUGAUGCAGCUUACAAUUACGAACAACCAAAACAACAACAACAAUAUCAACCACAACCACAACCACAACCACAACAACAACCACAACCACAACCACAACCACAACCACAACAACAACCACAACCACAACAACAACCACAACCACAACCACAACCACAACAACAACCACAACCAGAACAAAACUAUGUCGAUACUGAAUUGAGCAACUUGCCAAAUCAAAAAUAUUCACAACCACAAGUCGCUAGCGAUGCCCAAUUGAACUUGCAAGCCGGACCAUCGUUCGCCCAAGGUGCACAAAAUGCACAAUUUGCUGCCCAAGCCCCUCUUGCCACUCAAGCUCCUCUUGCUACUCAAGCCACUGUUGCCGCUCAAAAUGGAUUCGCUGCCCAGGCUCCUCUUAAUACUCAAGCCUCUUUUGCCACUCAAAAUGCAUUCGCUACCCAAGCUCCUCUUGCUACUCAAGCCUCUUUUGCCGCUCGAAAUGCAUUCGCUGCCCAAGCUCCUCUUGCUACUCAAGCCUCUUUUGCCGCUCAAAAUGAAUUCCCUGCCCAAGCUUCUCUUGCUACUCAAGCCACUGUUGCCGCUCGAAAUGGAUUCGCUGCCCAAGCUCCUCUUGCUACUCAAGCUCCUCUCCAAAAAUACGUAGAACCACAAACCGCUAGCGCACAAUUGAACUUGCAAGUCGGUCCAACUCAACUUCCAUCGUUCGCACAAAACGCAGCUUUCGCCGCACAAACUGCUUUGCCAGCCGCACAAGCAUACAAUUUCGAUGCUCAAUACAAUCAAUACAGCUUGCCACUUCAAUACAGCCAAUUGCCAAUCCAAUAUGAAUCAGCUGCUUACGCUUUCCCUGUCGAAGCUGCCUAUUCAUCAUUCCCAGGUGCUUAUGCCUCAUUCCCUGCCUCAGCUUACGCUUCAUUCCCAUCCGCAUACUCAUCGGCUGCUCUUCAACCAUACUCGGGACUUUCGGCAUCUUUGCCAGCAUUUGAUCCAACUGCUCUCCCUCAACAACAAUUGAGCUUCCAAGUUGCAUCAACUGCCCUUCCAUCAUUCGGACCAACCGUUUUUCCGGCAAUCGCUUCAACCACCCCGCUUCCAGCAUUGUCCGAAUCAGCUCAAGUUCUUCCUCAAUUUAACUUGUCUCCUGAACUGUCAUUCAAAUCAGAACCAUUGGCAGUCACUCCAGCUCCACAACUACCACAACCAACGCCAGCUGCCCCACAAUUGCCAAUCGCCCCACAACAGACAGUCGUUCAACAACAACCAACUGCUCAACAGCCAAUUGCUCCAUUGAAGCCAUUCACCCCAUUGAAACCACUUGCUCCACAAGCACCUAAAUCAUUCAGCUACUCAAACGCAGAGGGAUAUAGUUACAACAAGCCAUCAACAUCAUUCUAAAUAUUAAUACACAAAUCUGAUGAUCAUUUGGAAUAUCUACAUCAUGCACACGAAUGUUUUGAUGACACGUUUGCAUGGCGAUUUGUUAAUUUUAUACAUAUCGAUAAAUUGAA
This is a messenger RNA of Sitodiplosis mosellana (orange wheat blossom midge), 2694 nucleotides long. RefSeq lists its product as uncharacterized. The transcript has 8 exons. The coding region runs from base 1094 to 2581 and encodes 495 amino acids. The record is from RefSeq and is a predicted model, not a curated record. NCBI's taxonomy places the organism in Eukaryota, Metazoa, Arthropoda, Insecta, Diptera, Cecidomyiidae.